Molecule: messenger RNA, 1360 nt
Organism: Eurypyga helias (sunbittern)
Lineage: Eukaryota; Metazoa; Chordata; Aves; Eurypygiformes; Eurypygidae
Gene: CERS5
Product: ceramide synthase 5
Exons: 9
Biological process (GO): ceramide biosynthetic process
Cellular component (GO): membrane
Molecular function (GO): sphingosine N-acyltransferase activity; DNA binding
Source: RefSeq, a predicted model, not a curated record
GCAAAGGAGGGAAAUAGGUGCCUUGUUUUAAUCUCACUCGCUCUUUGGAACUCUUUCAGGUUUAUUGCUAAGCCGUGUGCCAUAAACCUUGGCAUUCAGGACAGUGGACCUCACAGAGCCCAGCCCAAUGCAAUUUUAGAGAAAGUGUUUACAUCCAUCACGAAGUCUCCAGAUGGAAAAAGAUUAGAAGGCUUGUCAAAGCAGCUGGACUGGGAUGUUCGAAAGAUCCAGCGCUGGUUUCGGCAUCGGAGGAACCAGGACAAACCCACCACCCUCACGAAAUUUUGUGAGAGCAUGUGGAGAUUUACAUUUUAUUUAAGUAUAUUUUUUUAUGGGAUCCGGUUUCUCUGGACGGCACCCUGGUUUUGGGACACACGACAGUGCUGGUACAACUACCCUUUUCAGCCUCUAGCAUCCAGGCUUUAUUAUUACUAUAUCUUGGAGCUGGCCUUCUAUUGGUCUCUCAUGUUUUCUCAGUUUACAGACAUUAAACGGAAGGACUUCCUGAUCAUGUUCGUCCAUCAUUUGGCUACAAUUGGACUCAUUACGUUCUCUUACAUGAAUAAUAUGGUGCGGGUGGGAACUCUGGUGCUGUGCCUCCACGACGCGUCAGAUUUCCUUUUAGAGGCUGCAAAGCUAGCCAAUUAUGCCAAGUACCAACGUCUGUGUGAUGCUUUCUUCAUGCUCUUCGGCGUUGUAUUCAUUGUUACACGGCUGGGCAUUUAUCCUUUCUGGAUUUUGAAUACAACCCUGUUUGAAAGCUGGGAGUUGAUUGGUCCUUAUCCUUCAUGGUGGCUAUUCAACGGGCUUUUGAUAACCUUGCAGAUCUUGCAUAUCAUCUGGUCUUAUCUCAUCAUUCGCACUGCCUACAAGGCCCUCGUGCGGGGAAAGGUAUCAAAAGACGACCGCAGUGACGUAGAGAGCAGCUCUGAAGAGGAGGAGGUGACUUCGAACAGCACAAAAGGAGUUUUCAGCACUUCGAGUAACGGCUCCAACCGCAUUAACGGCCACGUGGCUAGUGGCCAGUGGACAGAAGAGGAGUAAGGCUGUGGCCUUGAGCAAACACGAACUUAUCUUUAAAUAUCUAGCUGUGUUGAGCUCCACAUUCCCAAGUGAUCUUUAAUCAAGAUACCCCUUCCCCAGAAACCUCCAGCAAAUCGGAAACGGGCACAAACGAGACCAGUCAGAGGCUUUGCAGGACAGAAGGGAUAAAGCCAAUGGCUGGGACACAAACAACGCUGCAGAUUUCUCUUUAAGCCAUUUUGUACUUAAAUCUUAGUCCCACCGAUAUUUGCAGAGGUAUCUUUGUCACAAACUGGUUUUUACUAGGAUCAACUCAAGGAGGAACAAGUUUGGACUC